AUGAACAUAGAAGAACCUGAUUUGUUUGAUGACGAACCCACAAAUAAUAAAACACUAUCAUUCGUUCUUGAAGAGAAUGACUAUCUUGAUAAAGAGGUGGGAUACAUCUUAGAAUUGGUUCGUUACACGUGUGAAAUGUUAGGCAUAGGAAUUCCGCAACGAAAAAACUCCGAAAGGGACAUAGAUAUGCUCAUCAAAAGACACAUUUUCGCUUGUUUCGACGAUAUUCUAGAUACACAUUUAGACAUGAUCUUGGAAAAGAUAUAUCAUAUGGCCGAGAAUUCUCCAUAUGAGUCGGAUUCUACACAUCAUUUUGAAUUGGGAAAGUUUGACAUCCCUACUUCGUAUGAUGAAAUUUGGAAGCUAACUAAAAUUGCACGCAUCAUGUUGCAAAUUAAGAAAUUGUUGCGUUACACAGUUUCUCGAUUCAAGCGCAUUAUAGAAAGAGCCGAGAAAGAAAAAUUCCUUCCCGGUAAAGUAACAAUAAUUAAGAUUUUCACUCAAUAA
This is a messenger RNA of Rhizophagus irregularis DAOM 181602=DAOM 197198, 507 nucleotides long. The record is from RefSeq and is a predicted model, not a curated record. NCBI's taxonomy places the organism in Eukaryota, Fungi, Glomeromycota, Glomeromycetes, Glomerales, Glomeraceae.